Messenger RNA from Linum tenue, 1655 nucleotides. The record is from the annotation of a GenBank genome assembly. NCBI's taxonomy places the organism in Eukaryota, Viridiplantae, Streptophyta, Magnoliopsida, Malpighiales, Linaceae.
AAAACAUCAAACGCUCCAACAACCCAACUGCACCUCGCAGCAAUUCAACGGCUACGAGAGGGGCGCGCAUUCAAGUCGGGAGGUAAAACCAAACUGAUACGAAUACAAUGUCCGCGAUGAUGACGUGUCUCAAUCUGGUCUCCCCUGCAUAAAGUCGCGAUCAAAAACUCGCAGGCGUGGCCUCAUUAUUGCCUUUCCCCAUUUCCAGUCGUUCCACCUUUAGCAUUCGAGAAUCUUCCACAGUCGCACUCUCUCACUCUCUGUCUACUGCUUCUCCAUCGGGGGAGACGAAAGUCAAUAAUAGCACAAGGGUUCUCACGAGGAGAUUACGAGUCACCUCUGCAUCUAUGGCCGGUCUGCCUCCCAAGCCCACCGUCCUCGUCACUGGAGCUGGUGGCAGAACUGGUUCUAUUGUUUAUAAGAAACUGAAAGAGAGGUCAGACCAGUUCACUGCAAAGGGUUUGGUCCGGACGCCAGAGAGUAAGGACAAAAUCGGGGGAGCUGAGGAUGUCUAUGUCGGGGAUAUAAGGGAUGCUGACAGCAUAGCUCCGGCUAUUCAGGGAAUUGAUGCGCUCAUAAUUCUGACUAGUGCUGUGCCAAAGAUGAAACCCGGGUUUGAUCCGUCCAAAGGUGAAAGGCCCGAGUUCUACUUCGAAGAAGGUUGCUUUCCAGAACAGGUUGACUGGAUAGGGCAGAAGAAUCAAAUUGAUGCCGCCAAGGCUGCUGGAGUGAAGCAAGUUGUGCUGGUUGGUUCUAUGGGCGGGACAAACUUAAAUCACCCAUUGGCCAACCAUUUACGUGGAGGCUAGAGGCAUAUAAGCAGACUAACUUAGUAAAACCCUAAUCCCCUAGUUACCCUAAGCGCCGCUCAAACCUUCUCUCCCUCCCUCUCGUAUAUUCUCUGUGAUUUGAACGAAAGAGGAAGUAACCUCCGAAAAUAUCGUCCCUUUCUUCCUUCUGAAAUCCAAAACUCUCCUCCAUCGAUUAAAUUCCUUCUUCUUUCUAAGAGGCAGAUCAAGGAUAAUCCUGUGUCUCUAAUUCCACCUCGGAAUCAGGCUAGAUCCCGGCCUAAAAAAUGCCAUCAGAGCGUCAAUCAGCCUCCAAAUCGACGGUAAAACGAAGGAAUCGAAAUACUAUCCUUCUUCUCUCUCUCUCUCUUCUUCUCUUCAAUCGCCGAACACAAGAAACUACUCAGAUUUCCUCAGAUUGACCAGAGAAAAUGACGAUCUAGAUAAGGGAGAAGGAAAGAGGUCGUCGGGGGUGACUUGAUCGAGGGACAAACAAUGGUUUGGAAAAAGGCCAGAUCUGGCUGAGGUUUCUCCCUACUCCUCUGAUUUUGAUUUCGAUUAACCUGUGGUGGAUCUAAUUAGAUUAGAGAAUUUGUGAUUGAUGGUCCUAAGUUUGGGAUUGGGGUCUGGCGUUUGUGGGUGAUUUGGAUAUGAAUUUAUGACUUUGAGAUUAGGGGAUAAUGGUUGUGUUCGUCUGAAUCUGGCGUUUGAGGGUUUUUUUUGUGGGAUUUUGUGGUGAAUCAAUGGUUUGCGAGUUUAGAGGGUUGGGGAUGAUGUGGUGAAUUUGGUUAUUUCUUAUUAUUGUCGGGUCCAAAACUGACGAAAUGAACAUCAGAUUAAACUUGACAUCGUCUCAUUAUUGUCGGG